This is a messenger RNA of Odocoileus virginianus texanus, 1391 nucleotides long. NCBI's taxonomy places the organism in Eukaryota, Metazoa, Chordata, Mammalia, Artiodactyla, Cervidae. The record is from RefSeq and is a predicted model, not a curated record.
AUGGCGGCGUCGGGGGCUCUGUCUGCCGCGGCAGCAGCAGCGGCCCUGUCGGGCGUGGCAGUGCGGCUGGCGCGCUCAGCCGCGAUGCGCAGCUCGUACGGUGCCUUCUGCAAGGGGCUCACGCGCACGUUGAUCACCUUCUUUGACCUGGCCUGGCGUCUGCGCAUGAACUUCCCCUAUUUCUACAUCGUGGCCUCGGUGAUGCUCAACGUGCGCCUGCAGGUGCGGAUCGAGUGAACGCCAGCUACCACCUCCACCCGGCCGCGAUGGCAGGGGCAUCGGCAUGAAGGGUCAUGGGGCCGUGGGCCACCGGGACAUGCCAGGGAAGGGGCGGCCCAAGCCUCUAGGCCCUAGACCUCCGCGGAGGACGCAGCCACAGAGCUCCGGCUCUGGCCAGCCACGUCGCGGCCGGUGACGAACUGCACAGAAAACUAGUGAAAAGGGCCCUUUCCGUCGGACUCGAGAAAAUUAUCUGCGUGCAGCCGACCUGUUGCCUCACUUUGGCCGAAGGGGGCAGCAGAAGGAAGAAAUUCUUCAAUAGAAACAUGAAUGACUGACCCUGACCCAAAAGGCUGCCCCUCCUGCUAGGAUCACCCAGGAGCAGCUGCUCUGGAUGGGCCUGCAGCGGUCCUGGCUGUGCUGCUGACUGGUGCACCAGGAGUGGCACUGAGGGGAGCCGGGAGAGGCCCUGGCCCUCACCCCCCAUCCCAGAUCCACAUCUGCUCCCUCACUGAUUGCUCGGGGUCCUGGUCCUCAGUUCCUGGGACUAAGAACCACAGCAGCCUGGUUGCCCCGGCACAGAGGGGCAGAGCCUCACACCAUGUGCCCUCCUCAACCACCCGGGUCUCGGCUGAAGAUCUCUGCCUGCCUCACCCCGAGGCCUGAGGCUGCACCCAGGCCACCACAUGCCCCCCGCAGAUUCCCACAGACGGAAGGGUCCUGAUGGCUUCCUCCCUUGUGCCAAGUUGCCUGGAAACCCCUGGUCUUGGUGGCCCCUCCUCCACCCCAACUGUGUCCCUCCAGGACCACUUCUGGGAGACUGCCAGCCUUUGGACUGCAUCCCUGGAGCUCUGGGGACAGCCUCUGAGAGACUGUGACAUGGGGCUGCAUGGGAGGAGAGGAGCGGAGGACCAGGGGCCUCCUUGGGGCUGAUGCACAAAUGUGUGCGCUUUUCAAGUUCACAUCUCACCGUCUGGGUUACUGUAUCCCCAGCUGUAGCCUCUUCCUGGGCCAUUUUGAGAGGGUCUGCAGAGGGCACUAGGGAGGGUCUUUACUUAAUAUGUGUGUGCCUGUGUGUGAAUGUGUGUGUGAGUGCGCAUGUUGAGUGCAUGUGUGAGUGUGGGGAUGUGUGUGCAAGUUUACAUGCACAUGCGUGAGGGCUUGAGUGUGUG